AAAUCCUAAACGUAAUAUGAUUAGGGUUACAUACAUCACGGGAAGUAGUUUUUUUGUUCAUCGUUCUAGAUACAAUACAAUGUAUAUUUGCUGCAAAGUUUUCCCUUAGGCUAGUGUUUCGAUAUUGCAAUCAACAUAUUUUGUCCGCAGUGCAAUCAAUGUGUUUUGUUCUGCACUAGUCCUUUAAUUAAUUCUCCAGUAUUGAGACGGUCUUAAACCCAGCAAUUUAAUAUGGUCUUUGAAACACUUAACCUGUAUGGCUUUCCAUCUGAUCAACGCUAAGUUGAGAUGUAGGUGAGAUAGAACCUAUGUUCCCAACACAAAAUUGGAACUGCUAGGUCAUGCAAAUUAGCUAGUGCAAACACACAUGGAAACAAGCAGUUUGAAAUUGAAAAAAUUCAUUUCAUGGACAAUUUUCAUUUGCCCCGCCUCUCCUUAAGUGACUUUAAAAGAAUUUAUACAGGAAGAGACGCAAAAUUCAGAAUGGCAGCCACAGUAGCAAAAGCGCCAUCUAUUCCGAAUGUGCAAACCACGCCCCCUCAACCACCCCAAAACAAAGUCGCCACAUCAAACGGGGGAACAAAAAUCAUCUUUAAUGGUAGACAAGAUACUUCCGGUGGGUACCCCUCUCAGUUUGUCAUUCACCAGAAACUGUCCUUCACAAAGCUUCCUAGCAUCGUUAAUCGAAUGCGAGCCGAGACUCUAUCCAGUAGAGCAAAGCGAGGGCGCUUCUAUAAAAGUGAUUCGUACGUGGAUUACCGAUUUUACAGUUGGAAAAAUCUGGCUCUCUGGAGCGACUACCAGUCCCAUCUCUGGAAGAGGGACGGAAGUGUCAAAACCUCUUUCAGAAAAUAAAACUUACUAAGAUAUUUAUACGUGACAAAGAGUGUUUUUUUGUAUUAUAAUAACUGUGUCUUUCACUACAUGGAACAGUAUUAGAGUUUAUUCAUAUAAAAAUAUCAUUAUAAUAAAAAUUGAUAACAUGAUUCACAGUUGCAGAUUUAUUCCUCAUCUGUACGAUUCCUUAAAUAAUAGUGAAUGAUUGUACAUGUAUCAUAAGAACUAGUUACCAACUAAAUAUGAAAUGAUGAUAUUUUGUUGAGUUUCGGCAUUUUACAGCUUGAAUAUGGUGAACUCUUAGUAAGCCAAGCUGUCUUAAAGUUUGUAUACAUGUAUAUAUUGAAGUGUGAUCCUAUGAAAUCCAAUACUGCAAGUAUACAUUGUAAUGAUUGUUAUCAUUGAUUUCACGUAUCAAAGUAUUUUUUAACUUUUUUCGUCGACUCAUUUGGGUUCAUAGAAUAUGUCAGGAUCACAUCCCUGUAUUUGUACAAAUGAAAACCUUCGAGGGAAGGAUACUCUAACAUAACAAAUAUUGUCAAAAGGUUUUUUUCUCUAAAUGACUCGAUACUUUGUUGUGCAUAAUUUCCUGAAUUUGGACUAGUGGAAGGAUAUUUUCAAAUGAGUCCAACCAAACUGGAUGUUUUAUGAUUUAAUAAAGAUACUAUCAUUUUUAUAACGCUUCUCUUCA
Molecule: messenger RNA, 1528 nt
Organism: Saccostrea cuccullata (small rock oyster)
Lineage: Eukaryota; Metazoa; Mollusca; Bivalvia; Ostreida; Ostreidae
Exons: 3
Coding region: 406-855 (149 amino acids)
Source: RefSeq, a predicted model, not a curated record